Durusdinium trenchii is the source of this 1482-nucleotide messenger RNA. Lineage: Eukaryota; Dinophyceae; Suessiales; Symbiodiniaceae. The record is from the annotation of a GenBank genome assembly.
GUACCAAACUCUAACCGCCAGCUUCGAAAAUCGGAAUUGCUUCAUUGUGUUGCCGCUGGUGAAGGGCUGGUCAACGUCCUCAAGGAUAGCUUUCCCAUUUGCACAGCGAUUCGGAGCCACUGCCCCCAGCAGCCACCACGCCCUGAUGACGGCCAGGUCGUUGCAAAGAACGAUCAAGAAUUUGUUCCUAUACCGCGCAGCCCGAGACGAAAGCAAGGAUGGAAAGUGGACCGUUGUGGUGCAUCAACUUGCAGAAUCCCUUCUCCGGCCGGAGGAAGCAAAACUCAAGAAUGCCACUGGUAGUUCAAGCGUAGAUCCGAGAGUAGAGGAACUCUCUCCACCAGAGGUGUCUCCGAGAAUUGAGCCGAGCCACAAGAACCUACAUGUGAAUGGCCAUGGUGGUGCGGAGGAGGCUGAACCUUUUGGGGAUGAGCCGGAGACACUCGCUGCAAGCAGUUCCCAAAGGCAUGAAGUGGACUGGAGAUUUGUGAGGCAGAUUGCUGCAUCAUACGCACGGGGUUUGGACAAAAGGAAGGGGGAGCUUGCAGAAAAGAUCGUCUCAGAGGUGGUGAAGAGUCAGGUUGGGAAGUCGGGUGUCUCAGACUUGGAAGUGCUCAACCAGGUGCUUGCAAAGGUGAAAGACGUGAGGGAGGCGCAAGCCGUCAGUGAGAAGAAUUUGCAGGCAGCAGUCCAACAGGCUGCUGAUGCAUGGGCCGAGACGUCCGCCACUAGCAUGUCUACCCUUGUGUCCAAGGAAUUUGAACAGAUGUCAGAUGAAGUUGCUUUCGUUUUGGCCAAAGAAUUGUCACAGUCGAGAAAGUUUUGUGAGGCUUUGGCCAGAGGGGUGCAGAAGUCUGGAGCUGCUGCAACGAAGCAGGCGCUCGAGGUGCUGCGGCCGCCAGAGAUUCAGGAAUCCCUUGGCCAUGCGCUGUCUGAGGCGCUUGAGGAGACUCUUACUCCUGUUUUCAAGACGGAGCUGCGGUCCCAUUUCGAGCAAGAUUUAGGGCCACUCAUUGGUCUAAGAGUGACAGAAAUGCUAUCCGUCUUUCGCGAACGCAUGACAGAGUGCUUGCAGGGCAUUGCCGCCGAACAUGAACAAGCAGCGCAGCGCUUGGGUCGAGAUUUAGCUCCGUUAGUGGCUGACGAGCUGAAGCAGGUGAGACAUCUCAUGCAGACCUCGUCAAGUCAGUCAGGCAGCCUUUCUGAGGCGCAGCUGGAUGAGCUCACAAGCUCCAUAGAAGUCGAGGUCAUCGAACCACUUCACGCUCGUGUGAAGGAGCUCACGGUGCAAGUCAAGGCUCUUCGUGCAGAAGCGGAACAGCUCCAGCGGCGCUCAGAAGGCCAUUCCUAUUCGGUUGGAGGCCAUUCCUAUUCGGUUGGAGGCAAGUCUCACGGUCCCGAAGCAGAGGCUGCGCAGGCCCGAGACAUACAAAAGCUCUUUCGAGAGGGACGAGCCGAGGAUGCGUUUCAGCUUGCCUUGCA